CGGUGUAAAUGUUUUCAUUGGUUGCAGAAAAGGAAUUUAUUUACUAAUGUAAAAAAUGUAGAUAAAUGUAACAUAUUUAUUGUGAUUUACAUUUUUAUUCAAGAAAAUUAAAUGCUGUGAUCAUUGUAGCUCCGAAAUUAAAAAUGACAGCAAGUGAAAUGACGUCCAAAUGGCUCGAUGCUUAUCAUGAUCCAGUUGCCUCCCUUUACACCUUUACUCAGUGUUUGACAUUGGCUGAUAUACAAGCAGAUGGUGACUGGAAACUGAUCAUUGCAGAUCUUGGCACAGGCAGUUACGACAUGAAACUUAAAGUUUAUAAAAAUACGAACCUGAUGAGUGAACAUGCUAUAAUAGACCUACCUACUGGCGUUGUUAAUUUUUAUAUGGAUACAUUGGAACCAAGAACACCAGCUAUUGCUGUUGCAUCAGGUCCAUAUAUAUACAUCUAUAAAAAUUUACGACCAUAUUUUAAGUUUACGCUACCUCCAUUGAGUAUAAAUCAGAUAGAACAAGAACUGUGGGAACAAGCAAAACAUGAUAACAUCAAUGUAUUUGUUCUGAGGGAUGCUUUAGAGGGACUAAGGAGUGAUGGUCAGUUAUUAACAGUCAGAUCAUUAAAGUUUUUACAGCUGGAGAGUACAGAUCUAGAACCAUUUGCUAAUUUACAUAAACACGCCCCUUUAAAACGACAGACAGUAAUCACAUGUUUAGAUACAUUAAAGAAGUCUCUAGCUGAUGAAGAUGCUAUUAGUUGUUUAGUUGUGGGAACAGAGAAUAGAGCUAUUUAUAUCCUAGAUCCUGAAGCCUUCACAGUACUUACAACAGUCGAUUUACCCAGUAUACCAGUGUUUAUAAGUGUAAAUGGUUUAUAUGAUGUUGAGUAUCGACUGGUUGUUUCCUGUAGAAAUGGUUGUAUUUAUACUUUAAAAAGAGGAAGUAAAGAAGGGAGUAAAUAUUGUAUAGAGUUAAAUUCACAGCCUGUUGGAAUGGAGAGAAUUAAUAAAACUAUAUAUGUUGGCUGUAUGGAUGAAACAUUGCAAUGUUAUUCUUCUAAGGGAAAGAAACUAUGGACUAUAAAAUUACCGAAUAGUAUAACAACGAUGAAGACGUUAGAUUAUAGUCCGCGUCAACUCAAGACGUUAUUGGUUGCAUUGAGUAAUAACGAGAUACGCAUGUAUAAAGAUAAAUAUCUGGUGGACAUUAUUAAAACAGAGGGCAUUGUUACAGGUUUACAGUUCGGUCGAUUUGGACGGGAGGAUGGAACUCUUGUCAUGACAACUAGAGGUGGAGGCCUGUUUGUAAAGAUAUUGAAGAGAAGUGCAAAGUUUGAAGAAAAAGAUGCAUUAGCCGGACCACCCAUAUCACAAAAUCAAAAAAUUAACAUCCCGAAGAAGACUAAAUUAUUUGUUGAUCAAACAUUGAGAGAAAGACAGAAUGCCGUGGCUAUGCAUCGAACAUUCCAGAGAGAUUUAUAUUUAUUACGAUUAAACACGGCCCGGCAGUAUGUUAAAGCCCUCGACAACAGUAUGAACCCCAUUUCAUCGGAUCCGACUGAACCACUCAAGUUGUCAGCUCAGAUUCAAGGAAUUGGUCCGACAUUUAAACUAACAGUUAAUUUACAGAAUACCUCGUUAAGUCAACCGACGUCAAACUUAAUUAUCACCUUUAAUUACGAUGAUAAACUCUACUCAUUUAGGAAUAAAUUUAUCGAGGCUCCGAUGUUAGUACCUGGCUUGAACUAUUCCUUUGAAACAUUUAUCGAUUGUUUAAAUGAAAAGGGUGUUUCUGAUAACGUUAAAGUUUAUGUUUUAAAAUGUGGUAGAAGUGUACCAAUUAUUACUGGAGUCAUCAGUAUGCCUGUUAGUGAAGCUGUGGCUGUAGCUUAAUUACAGGAAUAAUUUAUUGAUAAAGUUGCUAAUCGUCACUGGAGAAAUUGUUAAUCCCUUGUAAACUACCAGUAGUCAUCAGUAUGCCUGUUAGUGAAGCUGUGGCUGUAGCUGUAGCUGUGGCUGUAGCUGUAGCUUAGCUAUAGGAAUAAUUUAUUGAUAAAGUUGCUGAUCGUCACUGAACAGAUUGUUAAUCCCUUGUAAACUACCAUGUUGUGAAAGUUGAAUCCCUUAAAGAUACAUUAUGGGGGAUUAGAUAAAGAGCUGGCUGUUCUCACUAUAAUAGUUAAAAACUAGAUGGUGUAAAUGGGUUAUACUGGAAAUUUCAGUCAAAUUGCUUCAGUCAAAACCUUAUUUUAAGAUCUCUGUAGUCUCGAUUGUCAUUGUUGCCACUGUCACGAUAAUUAACAAAGUCUCAAUUAUUAACAAAGUCUCAAUUAUUAAUUUUUGCGUUUAAUCAUCAACAGACGUUGAACAGAAGAUCAGAUUCAAAUCCAAUAAAAAUCGGACAGAUAAGAUCGCAUUGAGAGUUUAUUAUUGUCUUUUCAUGUAUAAAUAUCUAAUUAAUAGUUUAUAUAACAUUUCAGGCUUAAAAAAAGAGAGAGAGAGAGAAAUGGGGUUUAACGUCCACUCGACACAAACUAGGUCAUUUUGGGAGGACUCAGAGAAAACCCUUGAGGUUGGAUAGGCGACCCUCCUCCUUGUCACGUACAACCAGGGAUUCGUAACCACGCCAGUUGACUCAAUGACAGGCCUUGUGAUAAAUCGCGCACAUGCUAACCAUUCGGCCAUCCAACCCCCCGCACACCUAAAGAAAGACCUGCAAUAGGCAGAUUUACCUCUUGCAUAAUGUAUGUUUAAAAGGAAUAUCAGUCCAAAAAUUGUUCCAAUUCCUUUCAGUAUCUACAAAGAUAUAAAUGAUGAAUUGAAAAUCUGUUCCACAUCCCUGCAGGCCAUAUAGUCAACAGAAGCCACUUAUGAUUUUUGCUGGGCCCGCUAAAUUCUCGGUUCACACUUUAUAUUUAUACACAGUGUUUAAGGUCAUGAGACGAAGAAGUCUAUUCAUUUUCAGCGAUUUUCGAUAAUUACUGCCAGAGUUAUGGCCCUUGAUCACUUCAAAAAAUCUUGUGGACGCUCUAGAGGCUAAAGUUAAUAUCUGAUUGACUUUAAAUUUAUACACAGUGUUUGCGGUCAUGAGACGAAAAAUCCUAUUGAUUUUCAACGAUUUCUGAUAAUUACUGCCAAAGUUAUGGCCCUUGAUCACUUUGAAAAAUCUUGUGACACUCUAGAGGCUAAAGUUAUCAUCCGAUUGACUUCAGAUUGAUACACAGAGUUUAAGAUCUUGAUACGAACAAGUAAAUUUUUAUGACUUGAACGUUUUGUAUACUAAACGUUAGCAUGGGGCAGAACUUUAUAAAAAACAAACAAAUUCUAAUGGUUUUCUGAUAAUUACUUCAUGAGUUGUUACUCUUAAUCAGAUUUUAGUGUAUUAUAAAUGUUUCAUUACCGAAAAAAGUAAAAAUAUGCGACAACACUUGUUGAUUGCCCGGACGAUUUAGCUGCUGUGGGCGUAUGUUUCGUUGCCUGGCAACCUAUCUUUAACUAUUAUGGUGAGAACUGACAGCUCUUUAUCUAAUCUCCCAUAAUGUAUCUUUAAGUUGUUAAUUGCACUUCUCAUAAUGUAUCCAUAAGUUUUUGAUUGUAUAGUUUCUUUUUGAUUGUAUAGUUGUUUUUGAUUGUAUAGUUGUUUGUAUAGUUGUUUUUGAUUGUAUAGUUGUUUUUGUAUAUAAAUUCCGUCCAGGGGUCCAUGUUUAAAUGUCUACAGUCUACAGCAACCCCCUCAAACCCUUAAAAGGGUUUGUCACCAUUCUAAAUUAAAAUUAUACCAUACUCGA
Molecule: messenger RNA, 3781 nt
Organism: Patella vulgata (common limpet)
Lineage: Eukaryota; Metazoa; Mollusca; Gastropoda; Patellidae
Product: Bardet-Biedl syndrome 1 protein homolog
Exons: 15
Coding region: 144-1886 (580 amino acids)
Biological process (GO): non-motile cilium assembly; protein localization to cilium
Cellular component (GO): axoneme; centrosome; BBSome
Molecular function (GO): smoothened binding; patched binding
Source: RefSeq, a predicted model, not a curated record